Coffea arabica (coffee) is the source of this 6593-nucleotide messenger RNA. The record is from RefSeq and is a predicted model, not a curated record. NCBI's taxonomy places the organism in Eukaryota, Viridiplantae, Streptophyta, Magnoliopsida, Gentianales, Rubiaceae.
CCCCACCCUCCAGGCGGGUAUGCGGCAGCACCAUUCCCCAUUAGACAACCAUCUUUUUAGAUUGAUUUUCUUUAAAUUAAUUCUGGUCAUCUUCUUUCUUCAACAGAGCAGCAGCUAUCUUACCUCCCAUGUAAGAAUAUCAUCUGAAUGCAACAAACUUCCAAAACAACAGCCCAUAUAGCUAUACUCAAAACUGAAAACAAGUAAGGGAAGGGAAAAAGGCAAAAACCUCCAAGUUCAAAUUCCAUACAUGGAUUCCCCAAACCCCAAUUCCCAACCUAUGAGAGUCCUUAUUCGGCCCCCAACUCCAAACCCACCACCACCCUCCCCUCCUCCUCCUACACCACCUGAUCCUUCACCCACCCAAAAUCCAACUCCCAUCCCAUCUCAGCAAAACGGCAUCGUUGUAGUGGGUUUCGUGGGCAGGCGCCACGGCGAUGUAACCCAACUGAUUAACCGAGUUAUUGACGCAAAUGUGUUUGGUUCUGGGAAUCUUGACACCCCCUUUCGUUUCAAUAAGCAAGAAUUGAUUAGUGAGGAGAUUGAGGAGUGGUUUAAGCUGAGAUGCAUCAGCUAUUAUUUUGAGGAGGAAAAAGGGAUUUUGUAUUUGCAGUUUUCUUCGAUUUCUUGUCCUAUCAUGGACGCGGAUUUGGAGUCUCAAUUGGGAUUUGACUCUUUAUUCGAGGACCGUGAAUUCGGUGAUCUUCAAGGAUUGCUUUUUAUGUUCUCUGUUUGCCAUGUACUAAUAUUAACCCAAGAAGGAUCACGCUUUGACACACAGAUUUUGAAAAAGUUUCGAGUGUUGCAAGCUGCAAAACAUGCUAUGUCUCCCUAUUUCAAAUCACAGAGUAUGCAACCAUUGACACCAAAUUCUCAUGCUUCAUCUUCUUCUAGAAUGUUCCUGUCAGGAGCAUCAUCAAAUAGUCCAUCUCCUGGUAGAAGCCGCAGCAUCUUAAAUCGUGGUGCUGCAGUGACAUUGAUGUCUGGCUUAGGUUCACACUCCUCUUUAUUGCCGGGACAGUGUUAUCCUGUUAUUCUUUUCAUUUUUCUUGAUGAUUUUAGUGAUGCUAAUUCUAGUUCUGCUUUGGGAGAGCAAGUGGAGGGUUCCCCGUUAAGUCAGUCAUCAAGUUCAAACAAUAUGGCUAGGCCAAACUUACCAACAAAGGGAUCUGGGUCAGUUGUUGUACUGGCUCGUCCUGUCAAUAAACCUGAAGGUGGUUUCAGGAAGAAAUUACAGUCAUCCCUUGAAGCACAAAUUCGUUUCUCUAUCAAAAAAUGCCGAAUACUUUCAAGCUCUGAAACUGGUCAUGCUGGUACAAGAAGUGGAGGCAUUUCAAGUGCAGCACCUUUAUUUUUGCUAGAUGCAUCAAAAGCUGUUAUACUUGUAGAUUUGUGCUCAAACCAUAGAGGUGAAUCUCUUGAGUUUGCCACUCGCCUUGUUGAAGAUGUUAUUGAUGGGAAGGCAACUUCAGAUUCUCUUUUGCUCGAAAGCAAUAGCCAGAGUGCAAACAAGGAGGACAUACUUUCAGUUAAAGAAUUCAUUUUAAGGCAGUCUGAUAUCCUGCGAGGAAGAGGGGGUAUGGUAACUAGCACCAGCAGUGGCCCAGCUACUGGUGUUGGCAUGGUCGCAGUUGCUGCCGCUGCCGCAGCGGCCUCAGCUGCUUCUGGGAAGACAGUUAGUACUCCUGAACUUCCCAGCUUAGAGACCUGGCUAUCUUUGAGUCAACCAAUUCUCCAUGGAAUCCUUUCUGUGAAACCAGGGUAUACUGGCGAAAGUGAAUUUAGCAAAAGAAAACCGGACCAACAAAAUGCUGCUAUGCCUGCCGUUGAAGGGAAUGCAGCAAAAGCUACUGAUUCCUUAGAAAAUGCCAUAUCUAUUUUGGAGAGUGGUAGAGGGCUGUGCGCCAAAUUUUCUACUUUGUGGUGUGAAAAAUCCCUUCCAAUCGCUAAAGAGAUUUAUCUGAAUGAGUUGCCACCCUGUUAUCCAACUUCACGGCAUGAAGCCCACUUGGAGAGGGCUCUGGUGGCUUUUAAGUCAAUGGUAAAAGGGCCUGCCGUGCAAAUUUACAUGAAAAAACUCAAGGAUGAAUGUACAUCCAUCUGGAGUUCUGGUAGACAAUUGUGUGAUGCUGUUAGUUUGACAGGAAAACCAUGCAUGCAUAAAAGACACAGUGUUGGAACUGAUGAUUUGCUUGUAACCGACAAGAUCAAGCCACAUUCCAGUGGAUUUGUAUUCCUUCAUGCAUGUGCAUGUGGUCGUUCAAGACAACUACGACCCGAUCCUUUUGAUUUUGAAACAGCCAACAUUUCUUUCAAUUGUUUUCCAGAAUGUGACAAGCUUCUUCCUGCACUACAUAUCCCUCAAGGUAGUGUUGAAGGGCCUAUUAAACCUUCUUGUUGGAGAUUGAUACGUGUUGGUGGUGCAAGGUACUAUAACCCUGCAAAAGGUCUACUCCAAAGUGGCUUUGGUACAACUCAGAAAUUCCUUUUAAAAUGGUCAAUUGCUCUUGGAAAACAGAAGAUAAGCAAUGGUUUGUCUUUGAGUAAUCAGCUACAAGUUUAUUCAAAUAAUUAAGUGGCAGCGACAAAAGAUGAAACCUCUUGCAGGUAAAGACACAAAGAAGGUUGGUGAUGCUCAUUUUCAGGCACAAGAAGUGCAGAGUGAAGUUGAAGUACCAAAAGGCAGCCUUUAUUAAACAAUAAAGCUAGUGACAAAAUGAUGGGAGUUUCCAACUCGACAAUGAGAAAACCUUUUUCUGAGGUGGUUGCUGGAUCAGCUGGAACACAUUCAGGGUUUCCUCCUCUUCAGACUAGAAAACAACCUCUGCCAGGUUCUGAGAAGGGAAUUAAGCAGCAUGAUACAAGAGAGAAGGGUUUGUCAAAGGCCAUGGAAAUUGCCAAUAAUCAAGGGUCUCAAAAACUUCCAAAUAUUGCUACUAUUGAUCAUGCAACCAAUGGGGUUGCAAUUAAUACUAAUGCUGAUGCAAAUAGUGAUCCACCAUUACAGAUAGGUAGCAAUGAUGUUCCAUUGAACAUGGCUACUGGAGUAAGGUGAGAGAAUUUAUUCCUCUGAAGCAUGUAUCGAUUUAUGUUGGGUUCGAGCAUGAGUGUCCCCAUGGGCACCGGUUUAUAUUGACGCCAGAUCAUCUCAAAGGCCUUGGUUCCCCUUAUGCAAUGCCUGAAGAAUCUCUUGUUACAUCAUCCAUUGAGAACUCAGAUCAUAAUAUGGCAGAUUCUUCUAAAUCUGGUAAGAAUGGUGGUCAUGCUAGGGCACGCAAACAGUCAAACGGAAUUAUUAACAAUGCUUUUCGCAUGACAAGUAAUCUGGAAGAGUCAAAAGUGAGAAGCACCAAUAAAAUUGUAUAUGAAAAUGGACAGAUGCAAGUUUCCAAUAUAUUAAGAGAACAAAAUCUCAGUGAAGCUAAAGGUACUUCUUCAGUGAUGGACCUUGCAGCUGGUUUUCAGUCUGUUAAUCUUGAUGAUGGUGGAACUGCUUUCUCCCUCUUGAAUAGAAGUCUACCCAUUUACAUGAACUGCCCUCACUGCAGGGAGUCAAGGAAGAAAAAAGAUACAAUGAAUGUUAAAUUUGCUAGCACUAUUUCACAGCUGCAAAGGAUCUUUUUGGUAUGAAAAAAUGUCUUUUAUCAUCUUAACAAUUAAGUGCGACUGUGAGUGUCUGAAUAUAUUUAUCUUCUCUUAGUAAACAGUUACAUGCCUCAUGUAAAAUUGAAUUUCUAUUCUUUGAUGCAUCAAUGCAAGUUUAAAGGUUUUCACAGGAUGAUUACUUGCCUAAUUGUACUUCCAGCGGCCAGUAAAGAUUACUUAAUACUUGUCUUGGUAAUGAAACUAGAUCUCUGGAAAAGUUUGUUAGGCUAUAACAUGUAUGAAGUCGGAGAUAAUAAAGGAAUAGCAUCUCUAAGAUAGAACUUAGAAAUGGGGUUGGUCAUGCAUAUUGAUAGUCAUCAGUGCGAAAUUAGUCCAAGCUUGUAAAUGAUAUUAUUCUUCUCUUUGCAUUUAUCUGACUCACUUUGUCAUAUCUUUAUCUUGUCUUCUUUUGGUAACUUAGAUUCAGAUUUAUACCACCAUGGUAAAGUGAAUUUUUAGAAGCACGUUUAAAUAAAAGUUACUGCAUUGCCAUGCAUGUCCAUGAGAGCCUUCUUUUAUACUUUCUACAUCACAUGUGAAUGGACACCCAAGGAGAUUAAUUACAUUAUUUUAUUCCCUAAGAUCUACAUUGCCAGUGUGGUUUUUAUGAAUUCAGAUACUGUUGAUAUGCUGUUGAUUAUUUUAUUGUGACUGCGCAUCUUAAUUAUUGUGUUGCUCAAUGUGUAGGUCACGCCUGCCUUUCCAGUCAUUUUAGCAGCCUGCCCAGUUGUGCAAUUUGAGGAUUCAUGCCUCCCUUCAACAGUCCCAGAUUGCAAAGAAAAGCUGCAAUUUGGCCUUGGCUGUCGGGUAAUUUUGCCUCCAGACAGUUUUCUCUCACUCAGGCUUCCCUUUGUUUAUGGUGUAAAGUUGGAUGAUGGAAAAGUGCAUCCUCUUACGCCUUUCGAGGAUCAACCGCAACUGACUGCCUGGAUUACCAAAGGCACCACAUUGCAGGUUGUAUCUCAAGGAAGCAAUCUUGCUGGAGGAGCUUACAUGUAGUGAAAUUUGGUGAACCUGAGGAGUGAUGAUAAAAAUAGUAUGGUUCACUUUGCGCUUUCCGAGGCAGAUUGCUCAGCUAGCCUGCUGUCUGGUAAAUAUUUUUUAUAACAAAUACGCUCUUUGCUGAAGUCCACAAUUAACUUUUGUUAAGAUGAUAGAAAGAAAGAAAAGGGUGAAGUUCAAAAUUUAUCCUAUGCGUUUGACAAAAACAAACUUAUUAAUUUUUUGUAUCUACAAUGUUUUGGCAAGUGAAUUAUUUCUUCUUGACCAAAUGAGACUAUUAAAGGUGACAGAAUCUCAUGAGUCAUGCACUAUAGUGCUUCCUUCUGCAUCUUAAAUGUGGCGUUAUGUGGAUGGAUCUAACCUGGUGCCUAUUUAAUGGAUUUAAUGGUAGUUGAUGUAUCUGAUUUUCACAAAGCAUCUUGUUUCUUACUCUAGAACAUGUAAUCUUGGGAAAGAUACCAUGAAAAAGGAAAUCCAUGGGUUUUAAAAUUAGUAAAUGUGAGAUGUAAGUGUGUGAAAUAUUGUAAGUGAUUAGCAUCUAUUAUAUGGCCCUAAGUUACUUUGCACUUUACCAUCUAGACUUCAUAAUAGUUGAUGUGGUGAAAUUUGAAAUUUCUUUCUUCAGCACUUUAGUUUAACUCCUGCAUAAUUCCUUCUUUUAAAAGCUAAUGAUUCUACUAUAAUUGAGCUUUGUACUUGAAUUUGUUCAAGUGUUCGUGUAUAGCGCUUUUAAAUAACUCAAGAGUUCUUACUAGUUGCUUUUAUGUCUGAUUGAAACAUGAAUCAAGUUAAGCAUUUUGAUGCAUAAAAAUUUUUUUUUCUGCACUUAAAAGAGUUGGAUAUACAUAGUUAGAGGUCAAUAAAGUCCAGCAAUUGCCAGGAAUUCCAAGUUUGUAACUUUAAUUUAGUGGUUUUUCAGAUAAUUGGAUUGACCUGUGCCUCAAUCAUGUUGAGAUCACAUUGUCAUGCUGCUAUUCAUGGACCCAUGGUAGAUGACACUUGUGCGGGUGGCAGAAACCUUUGGUACAAUUCCUUUAUCCUUUUUUAUUUUUUGAACCUGAUCAUAAACUAUGAGAAGCCAACAAUGUUGGGUUAAUUCUUAGUACAUUAGAGCUAUCCUGUUGUGUGGCUUGGGCACUCAAUUUCUUCGAAAGUAAACUAGUUAUGCAUGUCUGUGUAAGUAAUCAGUCAGGCGGGAAGGUUUCAACUCAUGCCAUCUUUUUUCUUUUUUUGGGGAAUGCGUGCUAUAUAUUUGCCUUCUCAAAUCUCAAUUCCUUUUCAACUUGUAGUUCUAGCGUGUUUGCAUAAGAGUUCUUUAGUAUUUAGUGAGGGGGAACACGAAAGUAAAAACAAGUCGAAUGGAGUCAAAAAGAAGAACAGCAGUAUUGAUGGAUGGAACAAUUACUUUUAGUUGCUUACACUAAGGUUCAGGUUAAUCUUCCUGCAUCUGCAGAAUACAAUUUGUUAGCAGUAUGCUACUAGAAAAUAUUCUCAGUAAUGUUCCUUCAACUAUUUGCUAAUUGCCAUUUAUGCCAACGUUUUUGGUUCUUGUUCUUGUUUUUAUGUACAUGGAGAGGGUGUGUGUUGCCUGAGCUGAUGCAUCAGUUAAAUCAGGGGAUUGCAAGCUAUGACAAAGCACAAUUUUCUGCCAGAAUGAAUUCAGCCGGUUGCUCAAAAGCCUCAAGUUCCAAUGGAAGGAUUAGGGAGGGGGCAACUGCCUUAUCCCAUCUGAAGAAGUUCCCUCUCCGAGAGGUCCAUUCCUAGGAGGAUCUGCUUAAUCAUAUUGAUGGCAACUUGGGCAUGCCACAUUUGAAUAAAGGAUGUGAAAAAUGCAGUUUUCAUUAGUUCUUCUGCGGAUGGCUUCAUACUGACUUGUCAAUUUACCUGUCACAUUUGUAUUUCAUUUUCUUUUGCAAAAUGAAUGCAUGGGAAGUUAUUGCGUCCAA